UAUUCAACAUGACAAACAUCAGUGUCGAAUUAUCAGCCAGUCACAGCAGUAAUAUCGAAUCUUUUUGAUAAGAAUGCAUUUGAGAAUAUUGGUAUUUUUGUGCGUAGUAGCAUUUGCAAUGGCUCAACUUUUGUCCGAUGAAGAGGAGUGGAAUAAGUUCAAGUCAAAACAUGAAAAAUCCUACGAAUCCUCUAGUGAAGAGGCUCGUCGAUUUGAAAUUUUCAAAGAGAACCUGAAGAAAAUCCGAGAGCAUAACAAAAGAUAUGAUGCUGGGAAGGAGUCAUAUUAUCAAGGAGUGAACCAAUUUACCGAUCUGACACCUGAAGAAUUCAAGGACAGAUAUACCGGAGGAUUCAAAGGCCGGAAGGAUCAAUCCGUGUCGCAUGGCAAAUCUUACGCAAACAAAGAGGAGGAAGCAAAACGUCGUGCCAUUUUUGAGACUCAUCUUCGGGAAGUAGAAGAACAUAACAGAAAAUAUGACAAUGGAGAAGUGACUUGGAGAAUGGGGAUCAAUAGAUUCUCCGAUUUAACACCAGAAGAGAUGAAAAUUUACAACGUAUUUUUCUUCUCUUAUACUUUUUUCACAAUCAGUAUGGACUCUCAACUGUCUGCUGAAGAAGAAUGGAAGAAAUUUAAGUCAGAACACAGUAAAUCCUACUCUACUCCGGAAGAAGAAACACGGCGGUUGGCGAUUUUCAAAACUAAUUUGAACGAAAUUCGAGAACAUAAUAAAAAAUAUGACGCGGGUGAAGAAUCAUACUUUCUAGGAAUAAACCAGUUUGCCGACCUGACGAAAGAAGAAUCGAAUACGAUGACAGAGUACAGAGAUAUUUUGUAUUUACUAUUUUAUUCUGCUCGAUUAGUUUUGGUUAGUUGUUGUUGGUCAAGCUUAGUAUUUCCAAAUUAUCAACGUAGUUGGGUUUUGUCGGUCGUCAUGGCUACACAACUGUCACUGGAGGAACAAUGGAAAAAUUUCAAGUCAGAACAUGGUAAAUCCUACCCUACCCCGGAAGAGGAAACACGGCGAUUUGAGAUUUUCAAAAAUAACUUGAAUAAAAUUCGAGAACAUAAUGAAAGAUAUGACGCAGGUGAAGAAUCUUACUUUAUGGGAAUAAACCAGUUUGCUGAUUUGACAGACGAAGAAUUCAGGAAUCAAAACCUGGGAUUAGAAGAAGAACAAGAUUAAAUUGAAUAAACUGAUAUAUCAUAAAUGAAAACUAACACCUUAUUAUCAGAUAUCAAAAAUAAUUUUCAAAAUCCAAUUACAAGAUGAAGAAAAAUGACUAACGUGUUAUAAAGUUCGAAUAAAAAUUUAAAAAAAUUGUU
Molecule: messenger RNA, 1326 nt
Organism: Leptinotarsa decemlineata (Colorado potato beetle)
Lineage: Eukaryota; Metazoa; Arthropoda; Insecta; Coleoptera; Chrysomelidae
Product: cystein proteinase inhibitor protein salarin
Molecular function (GO): cysteine-type peptidase activity
Source: RefSeq, a predicted model, not a curated record